Molecule: messenger RNA, 513 nt
Organism: Necator americanus (New World hookworm)
Lineage: Eukaryota; Metazoa; Nematoda; Chromadorea; Rhabditida; Ancylostomatidae
Exons: 2
Coding region: 1-513 (170 amino acids)
Source: RefSeq, a predicted model, not a curated record
AUGGGUGAAAGCAGGAAGUACUGUGGUAUUGACGAGGUGAGCACGGAUACGGCUGUUCCUGGUCUUCUUCACUACAUUUUCGAUACUCUUAUACGCUCCUCAAGUCGCUCGUUUCCUUCUGCUCAGCUCGGGGGUCAAGUUGUUCUUCAUGUUUAUUUCCCGACCCAGCCACGGAUCUCCUUCACUGGUGAGAUCAACCGGCUACCGAAACUGAAAAGGACAAGGAUGACGAUCUGUAUUUGUAACGCCCGGACGCUUGCAUCGGAUGCAGCCAUUGAAGAUCUGAUGAUGCAAGCCAGGAAGUUUAUGUACGACGUCAUCCGACUGACAGAGAGGAGACGAUGCCACCCACAGAACGCCGUCUAUGACACUGCAGAAGAACUGUUCUUAGGAAUAUGUGACAGUAGAAGAGUUGGUGGAGCCGGUGUCCUCGUCAACACGAGUAUGGCAAAGAAUAUAGACUUUUUCAAACAACAUACAACCCGACUCGGACGUCUGUUCAUUCCACUGUAG